AUGUGGUCUAUGAAUGUCAUCAUCCUCCUACUAUUCUGCUAUGCCUGUCUUUCGACUGCCAAUGAGAAAGUGUGCUUCAUCUCCAAAAACUUUCACAAUGUGCUCCACUGGGACCCUGCAAAGCCUGCCUUCACUGGCGAAAAAAUCCUCUAUAGCGUCCAGUACUUGAGUUAUGAUAAGGAGCAGCGUCCCCAGAUAAAAAGAGAGUGUCAGAACAUUACUGCUCUGUCCUGUGACCUGACUGCAGAAACCCCAUCAUUUCAUGAUGUUCACUACCUGGCUCGGGUGUUCGUGAACGGUCGCUUACAUGGUCGCACCAAAAGGUUUAAACCACUAGCACACACUACUUUUGGUCCUCCCAUCUUGUCCACAUUCACAACGGCUUCAUCCUUGCAUGUUAGAGCCACCCUGCCCUUGGGGCCAAACGGAGUCUCCAUUGAGGAUAUUAUCACCCACAGCAAAACUAGUCCAACUUUAAUUGAAUAUACCUUAAAAAUCACCUCGCCAAAGUGGGCUAUACAGGUCAGUUUCACGUCUGGCCAGUUUGUCGUCAACUUGAAAAACAACCAAACCAAUUUCUGCGGCUAUGUGGUCUACAAGCCCUCAUCUGAAAGGGGUCGACCAGAGAGUCAGAAUGCCUCCUUCUGUGACACAUUAAAAGAGGAUCACGAGAGGCAUCUACCAUGGCCUCUCAUGAGUGUUGCUCUUCUGUUGGCAGUUAUCCUAAUAUCCGUUGUGUGCUCGUACAUUUAUGUGAAGCGUGGAAAGGGAAGGAACAUGCCACAGUCAUUGGUAACCAAUUUCGACAACCUGCCGAAAGUACUGCGGUCUCCAGAUAGGAAUCUGAUCCUUUCCAAACCAGUGGUCUGCACUCAAAGUGACCAAACAGUGGAAGUCCAGGCGAAGCCAAAUGUGACCCAAGCUAGAUUUGGAGGGUAUUCCCCUCAGGAUAUCCCCCACCAACUAUGGCAAGACAGCACUGGCUCCUAUGAUGGAACAGGGGUUCAUAGUCCAAUGUCAAAUCAGCAGGACACCAGCGCCCACUCAUCUGAAAUCUACAGUUCAGUGGCUGUUCAUGUCCCUGCUGAGGACAAUGAAGAUCUCCAGCAGGUUAAUAUGGAAGACAGAAAAAGCAGUGACCUACCACUUUCUUCCAACAGAGAUAGCUGGGAUAAAAGUGAAACAAGUCCAAAGCUGAUCUCACAUGGUGCUGUGCCAUUACCCAAUUUGGAUGCUUGUGAGAGUGAUCCAGCCAAGCCGCUGUUGUUGCAAACAGAGCGGGAUAUCAAUGGACAACUCAUCUUGCCUUCAUUCACUUUUCAGUUACAGAGCACCACAGAUGGUACUGAAUCACCCACUAAGCCUGAGAGAAAACCCCUUUUAUCGGACCUCAUAGUCUCCGAGAAUGAGGGGCCAUCAUUAGCAUCCUUGCAGCGCUUAGACAGCUCCGAGUGGUCAGACUCUGGGUGUGAUGAUAGCAGUGUAAACACACCAACUCAGUUUUACUGCAACACCUAUUAUUUCCCAAAUCAACCAGUUGUUCCUGAUUCCCUCCAAAGACAACCGAGCACACCAUGCAGUGAUGGAAUAUUUGAAUCAGGUUACAAACAAAACUGGGUGCCUGCAAUCGUUCUUGAAACUACAGCCAAAGACAACUGUGAAUACAGUAGGAUAAACUUUUCUGGUAUCUGUCCCAAAAAGGAGGAGGAAGGAGAGGAAGAUGAAGACUCAGCCAGCGAGGAGGCAUCAGGGCAAAUUUUUCUGGACGACUGGGUGGUACAAAUCCAAGAAUAA
Molecule: messenger RNA, 1794 nt
Organism: Scomber scombrus (Atlantic mackerel)
Lineage: Eukaryota; Metazoa; Chordata; Actinopteri; Scombriformes; Scombridae
Gene: ifnlr1
Product: interferon lambda receptor 1
Exons: 7
Coding region: 1-1794 (597 amino acids)
Molecular function (GO): protein binding
Source: RefSeq, a predicted model, not a curated record